GCUUCGUGGUAGAAUCGCAGAGAAAUUAGAGUCAGGACAGGCCAUAUCCAUACCCCUUAGCAGCAGUGCUAAUUAUGUGAAAAUGAAUAAAUAAUUGGUUGAUAAUUGUCCGCUUGAUUGCAUGCAAUGUAAACACCGAAAAAUAGUCGCAAAAUCGCAAACGGUCAACAAACGUGAGCUCAAUUCCGAAUCGAUUUCAACUCAAUUUCGGGUUCGGUAACGGAAUGUUCAAAUAAACGAGUCGAAUCAACAUAUCAAACUAAUUGCAAUCGAAUUUAAAUAACGUUCAAUUAAAAGCAUGGUUCGCAAAGUCAAACCCAUAAUCACACCAUAUUUGCAUGUGUAAAGUGUGUGCAAGUGUUUAGCGAUUGCGGGAGAGAGCGGGGAACAGACCGAAGGGGAGAAAAAGGGCUUCGAUUCGCCAUCAAUCAAUUAAUUGGGGACCCCAACUAGAACUGAGAACAGAGAACGGACGACGGUGAACCAACCCGGGCAAGUCAGCCAGCCGCCCGAAGAUGGACCAGCGUAAUCUAACACUGCCAGCGCCAGCCGCAACAACAAUUAUGUCCUCGUCAUCCGCAGCGAUGGCGGCGAGCUAUGGAUCCUUCGGAGGACCAACAACGUCCGCCCUGGCAGGAUCCACAAUAGCAUUAGCCACUACAACAACAGCUCCGGCAUCCCCUACAACAACGCCAGCCACAUUUUUUACCUACAGCAUACCAGGCAUGGACAUUGCGCCAGGACCAUUUAUAUUCACCUACGUUAGUGAAUUUUUAUCGCUUAUCACGCCCGAGGAAUUGCCCCUGGACUCCAUACGCGAUGUAUUACACAAAAAUACCAGCCUGCUGGACUUUGCCUCCAAUGCCAUUAAAAUCGAGUCCGGAUUCAUUGCCCUGAUGAGCGUGUUCGCCAUCCUGGCCUUGGUGCCCCUGAUUGCCACCUGUGCCUUUUGCUGCGGGCGCCGAUCCACCAAGGAGGAGGUGGACCACAUACGGAAUGCCCCGUGCAACAUUCGGGACGAGUCGCUGGAGGAGAGCUUACGGUGUCGGAAGAGUGCUGGACUGGUCACAAUGUGGAUUGUUUUCAUUCUGCUAACGAUGAGCGACUUCAGCAUAUUUUACGCAAACAGUCGCCUGUCCGCCGGAAUUGAGAUGACGCCCGAGAUGGUCAAGUCAGCCGUGCACGACGUGGAGGUCUUCCUGAAGGACACGCAUCUACAAAUCAAACACAAACUGGAUAAUGGCUUCCACGUUUCCGUGGAGCGGGUCGUCAAAGACCUGGAAGACGUGGACGUUCUCCUUGGCGAGCCGAUUCAAGCGGAAAUAUCUGCACACACUGGCCUUGAGCUGGCGUAUGAUUCACUGACGACACUUAGCCUGGCGAACGCGGAGCUCAUCUAUCGCGUGCUCAUGCUGCAGGAGACGGUGGGCAGGGCCUUAAAACUCUCGCAGGAGGCUGCCGCCAGGAUGGAGGAGCUCCAGAUCCAGCUGUCCGUGCUGCAGCGCCAGUGCACGUACCGCGACCGCCCGCUCUGCGACACGUUGCGUAUACGCAGCUUCGAGGAAAACGGCGUCGUUGACGCCCUGAAAACUCUGCAAGAGGACCAGAGCAUCUUCCGUAUGCGCUACUUGGGUGAAAUUGAAUUCGGUGCCACUGUCAAAAAUCUGACAUCGGAAGUUGGCAUGUCACGUUCCAUUUUCAGCAAUUUCCCGCAACAAGUUAAACAUGACACGGCGUAUGAGCGGAACUAUACAUUGGAACAGUUGGCCAGCAUCCGCCAUCGGACGACUGCCAAUGCCCAGCAACUGACAUCGACGAUAAACGGUCUGCUUCACCGACUGGAGGGCACCUGGUCGUCCAUGCAACCCGCUUACAAUGAGCUGAAGGAGUGGGCGGAUGCCUACUGGAGUGUGGGAUGGAUUGCCGGAACAGUGAUCGUCUGGGUGAUGCUGUUUAUGCUGAUGUCCUACUGCUGUUUCCUCUGCGAAGCAAAUACCAAAUCCGGCGUGGUCUUCUUCAUCUCCGUAAUGCUGAUCUGCCUGGCCAGCAUUUGUCUCACUGUUUAUGGAGUAUUUUCCCUGGCUGUGGGAGGAAAUGCCGAGGUCUUCGUCUGCCGAUCUUUGUACGACCAAGACUACAGCACGCUGGGUAAGUUGCUGGACCAACCGGGCUACGCUUAUGCCCGAGAGCCGCAAAACGGCAUCAUCGGGGAGCUGCUGCGUCCAGCUGGAGUCAAUCGGUCUGUGGUCAAUGUAGGACUAGGCCAGGCCCUCAGAGCCUGCGAGCAAAAUCAAGCAUCGUACAAUGUCUUUCAAUUGGAUGCAUUCGUGAAUACCAGCAAAAUAGCCGACCUACGCCAGUUUCCCAAAGUGUCCACGGCCAUCGAUGCGAUUUCAGUGUCCGGGCGAACGCUCCUCUCGCUCACGCAAUCCGUCCAGAACAUUUUGGAGAACAUGCUGCAAACGUCCUCGUUCAAUUUGACCACGUACCGCAGCAGCGUGGGUGCGCCCACGCCCGAAAAGGAUUUGGCCACGUUCAUUGAUCAGAUGCAGCGGGUGGCCUUGCAGAUUCAGGAUGUGGCCACGUCCUCGCGCAUGACCACACUGGGCAGCCGGUCCAAACGGCUGCAGGCCUCGAUUCUCCAGCCCCUGGAAAACCUGCAAAACGAGAUACUAUACCACCUAACAGCCCUGGAACUGCAGCGUGAUCCCUGGGCGAAGCAGGUCAACCAGACGCUCAACCACCUGAAGAGCAUCCAGAGCUUCCUGGAGAACCAGGCCGCCGAAAUAUGCCACAACAUGACGCGAGCCUACACAGAUCGCCUGAAAGCCUACUUGACUACCAGUCGGGCCACCAUGGAAUCCCAACUGGGCGACACCACCACCAAAUGUCGACCCUUCUACGACACCUUUGACGCCAGCCGCACCUUCCUCUGCCGUAACAUGGUGGACUUCGUAAACGGCCUGACCUUCUUCAUCUUUCUCACACUGCUCCUCUGGGCCAUUGGCACUCCGGUGGGCCUCAACCUCAUCACUGUCCAGACGCGACUGAAUGUGAUGCAGGCGGCCCAAGCGCGCAGCAAGAACAGGCAGCGGAGGAGUGACCGGAGUCCAGAGCAGGAGCAUCGGAGCGGAAGUCGCGGCCGAAAGAAGCAGCGGUCGGGCAGUUCAGCGGCAAGCGGAAGGAGUGGCAAGAGGGAGCAGAGCCGGGAACGAAGUACCAGCAGCACGGCAAGGCCCAAACCACCUCUAAGACGCACUGCCACUGAAGAAACCUUGGACCUGGCCGACGAAGACUCCACUCCAUCGAGACAGCAGCAGCAUCAGCAACCUCAGCGGCGCCAGGAGCAGAACCAAAGGGAAACGGACAGGGAGCGGGUGAGGGAGCGUGAUCAGCGGAGUCGGGAGCGGGAAUUGAGUCGAGGCCGCGAAAUCUCCGCCUUGAACACGCCGGUGCGUAGCCGCAGUCGACAGCAGCUGCGCCACGAUCCCGAGGAUGACAAUUGGGGCUCAUCCAGCGGACCCAGUAGGGCCAACUCCCAUGAGCGAGAUCACGAGAGCAGUCAGACUAGAAAGAUUCUCAAUAUUUGGCAGUCGCGCAAUAAGAUCAAGACGCCACUUCGCCGACAAGGCACUGAGGAGUUCGAUUUUGAGGAUGCCCACGAAGAUAGAGGAUGGCAGACCCAGGCUCAGACUCAGAAUCAGAUUCUAAGCCAAAGCCAUAGCCAUAUCCAAUCUAGUGUCAGUCCAGAACAAAGACCCGAUCCGCGCAGCCUUCGCUCCAACCUCCGUACUAAGCCCAAGUUACGUAGUACCAAUGUGGAUAGAGCUAGCAGUGAAGUGGUCCGGCGUCCUGUAACUCCCGUGCUCAGCGUAAAUCCGGACAUUCCGGCUGCCAUUCCGAUGCCCCGGACGCCGAUGCGUCUCAAGAGCAAGGUCUCGCUGACCGCCCGAGCUGUGCAGGACAUUGUCAACAAGCGGAAUCAGCGUCUCCAACGAACCGGCACCGACGAAUUCGACUUGGAUGAAAGCGAUGCUUACGGUGCUGGAGGUCACAUGGAUGCGGACGUCGCGGCCGCCCGACGCACGCCGCCCAGGGGCGCUCCCCCGCCCCCUCCUCCGCCAGCGGCCGGCUUGAACAGUGAUCGCACGGUGCGCUGGAACGAGGACGAAACCGAGGACUUUGACUUCGAGGAGGUCGACGCGCCGAAGAGUCCCAUGUACUUGAGUCACAAUCUCCAUUGAACAUCUCCACUAACAUCGCGAAUCCCACAUCUCGAGUAUUCCAAUUUGUUUUGUAUUUCGCUUCUGGCACUCCCUAGAUCGUAAGUGAACUGUAGCUAUAGUGGCGGUUCAAUAUGUUUUAGGCAUUUAACAAGCGUAAAUAAAUCAAUAAUCUGU
Messenger RNA from Drosophila eugracilis, 4400 nucleotides. RefSeq lists its product as uncharacterized. The transcript has 19 exons. Lineage: Eukaryota; Metazoa; Arthropoda; Insecta; Diptera; Drosophilidae. The record is from RefSeq and is a predicted model, not a curated record. The coding region runs from base 516 to 4244 and encodes 1242 amino acids. Gene Ontology annotation, cellular component: membrane.